Molecule: messenger RNA, 1164 nt
Organism: Anoplopoma fimbria (sablefish)
Lineage: Eukaryota; Metazoa; Chordata; Actinopteri; Perciformes; Anoplopomatidae
Gene: oscp1a
Product: organic solute carrier partner 1a
Exons: 11
Coding region: 1-1164 (387 amino acids)
Biological process (GO): transport
Cellular component (GO): cytoplasm; plasma membrane
Source: RefSeq, a predicted model, not a curated record
AUGUCUGUGAGAACUCUCCCCCUGGUUUUCAUUAAUCUGGGUGGAGAGAUGCUUUACAUACUGGACCAACGCCUACAAGCUCACAACACGUCUGAGGACAAUUCAGAGAAAGGAGUGUGGUCAGAAAAUGACAGAAAAAGAGUCAUGAAUGACAUUGUUGGGGCCAUGUUUAGUAAAGACUUUAUGGAUGAACUUCUCAAACCGCAGCAGCUGUAUUCUCACAGGACACUGAAAACAGUGCUAACUCGGUUAGCGCACGCCUCCAUCAUGAGGCUGAACCCGGCCAGCAUGGACAGGCUUUACGAGCUGAUGGUCAUGGCGUUCAAAUAUCAGGUCUUCCUUUGUCCACGGCCUAAAGACUUGCUGCUCAUCACAUACAAUCACAUAGAUACAAUCAGGGAAUUUGUAAGACACACUCCUGUGGUUGUGAACCAAGUGGACGAGACACAUAGGAAGAUCAUUGAGGUAUACUCAUCUUUGCCAGAGGGUGAAUUCCAGCUUCUCAGACAAACACUGCUAAUAUUUUUUCAAGACAUGCAUGUUCGGGUGUCAAUUUUCCUCAAAAACAAAGUCCAGAAUCACAAUGGACGUUUUGCCCUGUUGACAUCAGGCCCAGUGCCUCAUGGGAUAGAUGUUCCAGGGCUUAUUAGGAUGUUUGACAGGAAGGGCAGAGAAGUGAGACGUGGCGAGUUCCCCACAGGAGGAAGUUACACCAGCCCCAUCAGACAGGGAUGCUUUGAACUGCAUGGGGACAGAGUAAUCAGACUGGGCAUUAACAUGUACACUGGGAACCAUCCAGAGGAGACACACACAUCCAAGUCUCAUUCUGUCAAGAAGGAUGACGUUCCCAACCUGCUGGCCAAGGAGGAGCUGAACCUGCUGGCUCGUCUGAUGGGCAGCAUGAAGGCCGAGAACAUGCCAGAAACUGAAACUGGCUUUCGGAUCAACCUGUUUACUACAGACCAAGAGGAGGAGGACGCGGGAGCUUCAGGUGGAGCUGAGCAGUCGUUGUUCGGAGUGAUAAAUAUUCAAGCUAUGCAGGACGAACAUGUUGCGACUCAGCUGGCUCAAAUCGCCGGACAGUUUGCCGAAGGAGAGGAGCAGCCGGAAAAUCUCAGCAGCAGCAAAGGAGACGACCUGCUGGCCAUGAUGGACGACCUCUGA